GGAGAGGCUGAAUUAACGAGAAAUUUGUUCAGAAGACAAAACUGGAUUAUCCUUCUGAAAGAGAAGAUUCAACGAUGGAGCCUGUCCAUGUUAAAGAGGAGAGUCCUGUACUAGAAUCAGUCCAUAUUAAAGUGGAGAGUCCUGUACUAGAACCAGUCCAUAUUAAAAGGGUUAUUCUCAAUUCUAAACCCUUAAGCAGCUUUCAGGGCUCUCUUCCCUGUCCUGGAUGUGGGGAGAGUUUUAAUCCUGAAGGAAACCUUGAAACAUCUCCUGGAAAGACUCUGCAUCGCUGUGCUGGAUGUGUGAAGACUUUCAGGGAGUCAGGAAUCCUGAACGGACAGCAGCAAACAGGCACUGGAAAGACUCCAUAUAACUGUCAUGAAUGUGGGGCGGAUUUCAGACACCACAGCACCGUGAAACACCACCUGCGAGUUCUGAAGGUACAGCUGGGUUAUCCUUGUGAAAGGCAGGAUUCAGAGAUGGAGCCUGUCCACAUUAAAGAGGAGCUUCCUGAACUAGACCCUGUCCAUGUUAAAGAGGAGGGUAACCAUUUUAAAACAAGCAGCUUGCAGGACUCUCUGUCCUGUACAGAAUGUGGAAAGAGUUUCAGUCAGUCACAAAACCUGAAACGUCACCAGCGAAUCCACACAGGAGAGAAACGACAUGUCUGUGCUGACUGUGGGAAGAGUUUCAGUAAGUCAAGCCAUUUGAAAAUACACCAGCGAAUUCACACAGGAGAGAAACCGUAUCUGUGUAGUAAAUGUGGGAAGAGUUUCAGUUCGAUAAACAAAUUGAAAAUGCACCAGCGAAUUCAUACAGGAGAGAAACCUCAUGUCUGUGCUGACUGUGGGAAGAGUUUCAGUCAGUCUGGCACUUUGAAAAGACACCAGCAAAUUCACACAGGAGAGAAGCCACAUCACUGUUUUGAGUGCGGGAAGAGUUUCAGCCGGAUAAGCAUCUUAAAAUUGCACCAGAAAAUCCACACAGGAGAGAAACCGUAUGUCUGUGCUGACUGUGGGAAGAGUUUCAGACAUUUACAAAACAUGAAACUUCACCAGCGAAUCCACACAGGAGAGACACCAUAUGGCUGUGUGGACUGUGGGAAGAGCUUCAGAAAUUUACAAAAGCUGAAACUUCACCAGCUAAUCCACACAGGAGAGAAGCCGCAUCACUGUAAUGACUGUGGGAAGAGAUUCAGUCGAAUAGACAAAUUGAAAAUGCACCAGCGAAUCCACACUGGAGAGAAACCUCAUGUCUGUGCUGACUGUGGGAAGAGUUUCAGUCGGGUAGACAAAUUGAAAAUACACCAGAGAACUCACACAGGAGAGAAACCUUAUCACUGAUUUCAAUGUGGAAAGUCUUUUUACUGCUUCCAGUUCUCUUAAAAGACACGAAUGCAGGUUGUGAAAGUUUAAGCAGAAUGUGAGUGUGUGUUCAUUCACCCGCACUCAGAAAUUCCAGUCUUUUUAAACAGCAGCUCAACCCUUUACAAGCUGUGUGUUUUUGUGUCAUAAGUCAUUCAAAUUGUAUCAGAUCACAUAUCAUUUAAAAGCUUAGGGCUUGCAGACCCUUUUCCCCCAGUAUAUAUUUACAUAAUUUAGAACAUGCUGGAAUAUAAAAAGGCACAGAAAUGACAACUAAGUAAAAUUACAAACAUUUUUCAGUAACUAUUUAUGCAUUCACGUCACCGUGAAGUGUAUACGUUUGACUUCAAGUAACUCUGUCAACGGGAAAGCCACGACACCAAGAGGUGGUGUUAAUGGAAAAGUCCAAAUUUGAGGAGGAAUAGAGUUUAUCCAACAAUAAGACCAUAAAUGGAAUGAGCUUUGACCUCUUGAGGUCAAAUAAGUAAAUAACAAAAUAAAUCAAAUAGUAAAUAAAUAAAUACAAAAAAACUAUUAAAAAAAUACAUACGCAAUUGUAAAUACAACUAAAAAUAGUGAAUAAAUCACUGCCUUGGAGACGAUGAGGCUUGGGUACUGACGAGCUGUCAGCCUCAGCAGGUGUCCUGUGGUGCUCAGCCUGCCUCUGAACACCUGCACUGGGGUCUGCACUGUCAGGCACGGUAAAAUCAGAAAGUCUGGUAAAGCCACAUUCUCAACAGGCAAAUAAAAAAGUAAAGUGCAGUUAAUGCAUAGUGUAAGCAUGGGAGAAGGGUGAUAAACUGCAAUAUUACUGUGCAAAUUUAUAAUCCACUUAUCAACUUUUAAGAGUGACGUUAUUUGCUUCUUAGUAAAAUAAAACGACAAUGUACUGCAAAUAAGUUGCAAAUAAAACAUCUAUUGCUCAAACAUUAUAACUCGACUAAUAAGCAGCAACCUUGUAGCUGAGAUGUCUGUUGUACAAGCAUUUACUACAGAAAAUCGGGUUAAAAAAUGAACCCUUCAGAUGGUGAAUUACAAAUAAAUACAAACCCGUGCAGACAUCAAAUGGCUGAUAAAAAAAGACUGACUCAGAACGUCGUUUUAUAAAGUAAAUCAUCUGCCUAAAUAACUAUCGACACGCGAUCAAUGUGACAGGUAAUUUACAUGUAAAAAACUAAAUAAACCAACAUGCAAGGAAACCGACAAACACGAGAAUGCAUCCUAAAUAUAUUGCUAAUGUAAUACGUCAUGGCGUAAGGGAUAUGUGAGCAAGAACAUAAAUAAAAAAACAGAGACAACAUCAAAUCAUGAAUUCUUACCUUCCGUGUCUCCAGCGAAAAUAUGAUCCAAAAGCUCUUCAUCCUUCAAUUCAGGAUCCUUGACCCCACAGGAGUAUUCACAAUUACUCUCAUUCUCCAAAACUAACUGCAUUACAGCCUACGCACCUACCGAAUUACAUUUUACAAAAGUAGCACUCUCUGUUUUCACUCAUAACUACAAUCUCAUCCGGGUUCAAAGUUCAUAGAGUCUUCCCUUCAGGCCACUUGACUUUUUUUUUAAUCCUAUCUGUACACACAGAUCACAAUUCAGCACCUUUUUAAUUGAUAAACAAGCCAGGCAGUUUUGUGAAAGGGUGGACCCAACCUUGAAAGGGUUAAUAUAAAAACUGUAAGAACUCUGGUGAAUGUCUACAGACGACACAGAUCCCUCAAUAUUAAACACACUGUUCUGAAGCCAUUACAUUUAUAAAGUACAUAACUAUAAGUUUUAUAGCAUUAAUAUCAUUAAUCAUGUUACUGUUUAAACAACGUAUCUGUAAUUAGGGUUAGAAACUAAUACAACUGGUACUAGUCCUAAGGACUAGUACCUUUUUAAACUCACUAGUCCUUGAGUGAAAUUCCUGAGUCUGAAUCAACAACAGCUGUUGAGGUCCCUAAAAUAUUAAGCUGAAAUUUUAUUUUCCUAAAAAAUGAACACUUAGAUUUUUUUUUAUUUUUUAUUAUUGUAUUUAAAAAGCAAUGCAAUGAAUAUGAAUGCUCAUUCCCAGAUACAUUGAUUGUGUUUCUGCAUCUGCCUUCCCCACAUUCCGAACCCCAGUAAAGUCUGUGUGGACAACACCGUUGACAGCAUACUUCACGUAGCAUAUCACUGCCUCAGUAAUGGAACUAUCUGUAAAACCAUCCGAGAUCACCCACAGAUAUUUAGCAGUUGUCAUUCUGGUUAUCUGGGCUGGAUGCUGGGUCCUCUCAAUAGCGUGUAUACACUCUUUUUCCUGUUUAGAAUUGCUAUAAGUUUUCCCCACAUGUAAUCCUUUUGUCUCGUCCAGGUCACACAUCCAUUCAAAGUCAGAUUAAGAGUGGGCAUGCUGUGCAGGGGCGUGAGCUAUUCUGAAAGCACUUUUAUCUUUAAAAUUACAGUGGAGUUUCCGGUUUGUAGUAAUUGGUACUCUUUUGAUGUGCCUUGUUCGGCAGUCUUUGCCUUCAGCAGUUUCACACAGGUAUAUUAAUUACUUGAUUUUUCAUGCACUUUAAAAUCGACUCUAAACACUAGAACUGCCGGAUUUUCAAACUACCUAUAACCGCCACCUGGGUCACUGUGAGGCUGUGUGGUCCAGUGGUUAAAGAAAAGGGCUUGUAACCAGAAGGUCCCCGGUUUAAAUCCCACCUCAGCCACUGACUCAUUGGGUGACCCUGAGCAAGUCACUUAACCUCCUUGUGCUCCGUCUUUCGGGUGAGACGUAGCUGUAAGUGACUCUGCAGCUGAUGCAUAGUUCACACACCCUAGUCUCUGUAAGUCACCUUGGAUGAAGGCUUCUGCUAAAUAAACAUAUAAUAAUAAUAACUGACCCAUACAUUUUUAAACUGCUUUGUUAUGAAAAUGAAAUACAUACUAUCAGAUACAAUUUAAAAAGAAAUUGGUAUGUACAUAUACCCGUGUACAUGUGUAAACAUGUACACACAAAACUAUAAAACCGAAAUCAUCAUUUCUAAUACUACAUAAAAAGAAAAUAUAACACUACUUCCGGUAUGUCGACUGCAUUGUACUCUAUGGAGGAGCGUACGCGUCUGCCAGCUGAUUGUGCCUGCAUCCAGGAGCUGUGUUGUAAACACAGACGCAGUUCCGUUAAACACUAUUGUGUAAACACGUGUAAACUGCUACAUACAAACCUGUAAAACCGAAAUGUUUUUUUUUUCUAAAAAUAAUAUAAAAAAAGAAUAUAUAACAUACUUUUCACAUUGGGUACAGAAGUUGUUAUCCUACCUGUCGUUUCAGUUUGCUGUAUGCAUCAGAGUGCAGCUUGCCCUAUUCCAAUCAAAAUGACUACUUUCAAGGUUAAAUAUUUCCUUCUGAUAUAUUCCCAGUUGCAUUUGUGGAACAAGAUGAAGGAUUGCUGUCUCCCAGGUACAUUGAAAAAUAAAGCAUAGGUUUUCACUGAGUUUACAUUUUGGUGCAAUUGUACAAAUCCACAAUCCUAGCAAUACAUUUGUUAUCAAAAACAAAUCUAAACAAAUCCCACCAAACCAUAUUUUAUAAUUAAAGCUAUAUUUUACAGGGGCAGACCUCCGUUCAAUUGCCCUUUUGUACCAAACCGUUGUUCUGUGGGGCUCAGCACUGGCUGUAUGACAUGGGGAGCCGCAUCAUCGAUGUCCAGACUGCACUUGUAGAUCUCUGGCUCUACCGCUCCUAUUAUGCACUGGACUCGCCUGACCUCAACACCACGUUAAUGGAUCCUCAACUAAUGCACUAUCCUUGUCAUUGUAGAUAUAACUUGUUGCAUCCUAGUUCAUGUUGUAUUUUAGUGGUAUUAUUUGCACUUACUGUAAACUACACUGUAUUUAAAUAUUAAGCUUGAAUUUUAACCCGGAACUGCCCUGUAAUACCUGUAAGUCGCCUUGGAUAAAGGUGUCAAAUAAUGUCUCUUCUAUUUGAUAUUAAAAUACCUGUAUCUCUGUUUUACAUCUCCAACAGCUGCCUAUGUAAAGAACUACAGCUCCCAUCAUCCCUCCCUGUUGCUGCCAGUGCAGAGGCAUGCUGGGAGCUGUAGUUUGCAUUCUGAUUAGUUCUGAUCAUGGCAUUAGUUUUUCUUCAACUCCCCUUGCCUUCCUAUGAUGUCAGCAAUCAUUCCGAGCUGUUAUUUUUAAUAUUGCAGUUACUCAGACACUGACACGUCACUAUUUAAAUGACUUAUGAAAUAACUGGAUUUUAUUAUAAUAUUCCUUUAAAGUAUCUCCAAUGGAAACAGGCUGUUCUUCGUAUAUUUCUGUAUCUUUCCUAUGCAUUUAUAUCCCCUUCAGUCACUGUGUGUAUAAUUGUACCGCAUUAAGUUUCCUAUCUAUGUAUCUAUUUUAUAAAUAGGGCUUCUGAUUGUCAGUGUUUUACCCCAUCUUUUCUACUCCUUUAAGAAUUCAAUUGAUUCCUGUUCAGCCAUUUCUUCUGUGAAACAACUAAAUGGGCUUUUUAAAUCGUAAGCCUUACAUUAAGCAAAGACUCGAUGAACUCUGACUCAUCUUUAUUAACGUAAAUACAAUCCUGCAUAACAAUUAUAAUAAAGUGUGUUUCAGCAUGAAAUACUUCAUUUUUCAUUACAGCUUUAAUAAAGAUGAGUCUCUUAUUAACAUGUGUUGGAGAAACAUACACUCUACGAGAAACUAUAGUUUACAAAAUUAACUGGGUUUUAGAUCGAGUUAGUAUUUGGAUUUUAGAGUUAGUUAAGUUAGUUAGACAAUUUGGGGUUUAAUAUUGAAUGUUGAAGCAGGAAAGACAGAUCUUAAAGGAGAAAGCUUUGAAGUACACCAUAUGGAAAUUUAAAGGGGACCCUGUGUUUUCUCAGAGAUAACAUUGUGGGGCUAAAACCUUCAAAGACUGACAAUCUCCUUCCUUUACUUAACUUUAUGACUUUAUCACUUUGCCAGUAAACAUCAGAGAGGCUUUGAUGUCGCAUUCAGUUAAGGUAAUAAGUGGAAGGUGGACCCACGUGCUCAGUGAUAUGACUGGCUGAUAAAUAUGCAUCAGUAUGUAAUUGUCUUUUCUGAUAGGUUAAGGAAGGGGUGAUGUCAUAAGGGAAGCCUAUGUUAAUUCAAGCAUUGUAUUGUCUUGUGCUUAAGGAAAAUAGAGCACCCUGCUGCUCUACUGUAUCUAAUAAAAUAUCUUUGUUGAACUCUACAAUGGAGUUUGGAAUCACAAUA
Acipenser ruthenus (sterlet) is the source of this 6550-nucleotide messenger RNA. RefSeq names its product zinc finger protein 664-like. Gene Ontology annotation, molecular function: DNA-binding transcription factor activity, RNA polymerase II-specific; RNA polymerase II cis-regulatory region sequence-specific DNA binding. Bases 75 to 1343 code for a protein of 422 amino acids. The transcript has 2 exons. Gene Ontology annotation, biological process: regulation of DNA-templated transcription. Lineage: Eukaryota; Metazoa; Chordata; Actinopteri; Acipenseriformes; Acipenseridae. The record is from RefSeq and is a predicted model, not a curated record.